This is a messenger RNA of Magallana angulata, 996 nucleotides long. RefSeq names its product DNA-directed RNA polymerases I, II, and III subunit RPABC3-like. NCBI's taxonomy places the organism in Eukaryota, Metazoa, Mollusca, Bivalvia, Ostreida, Ostreidae. Gene Ontology annotation, biological process: DNA-templated transcription. The record is from RefSeq and is a predicted model, not a curated record. The coding region runs from base 217 to 666 and encodes 149 amino acids. The transcript has 4 exons. Gene Ontology annotation, cellular component: RNA polymerase III complex; RNA polymerase II, core complex; RNA polymerase I complex. Gene Ontology annotation, molecular function: DNA-directed RNA polymerase activity.
GAAGAAAUGACCUAACUUCCUGUAUCCUAAUUAACAUGCUAUAAAUUUUUCUAAAGUAGUGCCGAUUACAUGAAAUAACAAGCAAAUUCAAGACAUAUAGCGGAUAAGAUAACAGAAAUAUAAGUCGAGUGAUAGGUCGAUGAAAUUCUAACACCAAGCACACAGCAAACCAACGUCGAUAAACUGUGUAACAAUUUAUAGGCCAAAUUUGGUAAUAUGGCGGGGGUGUUGUUCGAAGAUAUUUUUGACGUGAAGGAUAUUGAUCCCGAAGGGAAAAAGUUUGAUCGGGUAUCCAGGCUGUUUUGUGAGUCAGAAUCCUUCAAGAUGGACCUGAUACUCGAUGUCAACACACAAAUAUACCCAGUAGACUUGGGAGACAAAUUUCGUAUGGUUCUUGCCAAGACGCUGAGGGAAGAUGGGACCCCAGAUGAUGGUGAAUAUAACCCCACGGAUACCGGUCCCUCACGCGCUGACAGCUUCGAGUACGUCAUGCACGGAAAAGUGUACCGCAUCGAAGGAGACGACACAGGUCCAGAUUCUAGCCGACUGGCGGCGUACGUGUCGUACGGUGGCCUCCUGAUGAGACUACAAGGGGAUGCCAACAAUCUGCACGGAUUCGAAGUGGAUUCCUUCGUUUAUCUUCUCAUAAAGAAACUAGCUUUCUGAUUGUUUGAAAUUUUUUUUAAAAAUCCAACGUUACAAUUUCUCUGAUCUCGGGUUCCCCUAUUUGCGGGCAAUCUUAUUCAAAUGUCAGGGGCCAUAAGCAAGAGAUGAUUAAGAAAUGGUACAAUAAGUGACCAUGAGGUGUGACUCAUUGAUACCAACCAUUUGUGUUCAGUCUUCUACAUCUUGUACAUGUAUGAUAGACAAUUGCAGUGGGUAUAUUUCUGAGUAAUUUCCCACUGUCAUAUUUUUUAUAUAAUUGUUGAAUGUGAACUUUUAUGUGCCGGUAUUUUGUUACUGAAUGACAAAUAUCAAUAAAGCAACAAAACUAUU